Messenger RNA from Mercurialis annua (annual mercury), 2692 nucleotides. RefSeq names its product ABC transporter B family member 26, chloroplastic. The transcript has 18 exons. Gene Ontology annotation, molecular function: ABC-type transporter activity; ATP hydrolysis activity; ATP binding. Bases 109 to 2217 code for a protein of 702 amino acids. Gene Ontology annotation, cellular component: membrane. The record is from RefSeq and is a predicted model, not a curated record. NCBI's taxonomy places the organism in Eukaryota, Viridiplantae, Streptophyta, Magnoliopsida, Malpighiales, Euphorbiaceae. Gene Ontology annotation, biological process: transmembrane transport.
UUCUCAUUUCUUCUGCACCACAACAACCAGACCAGAGCCAAAAAUAAUUCUAAAAAUUUGGUAUUUUUGAUUUUUGGUAUGCAUCUAAACAGUUGAAAGAAUUGAAAAAUGGCGAUGCUACUGUGUAAUUCAAAUCCUCGAUUUUCCAACUCACUGAGUUACAAACAACAAGAAUCGUCUCUCAGAAAACUGUCAACUGUCAACGCUAGAAGACUCAGAUUCUGUGCUUCUCCUUCUAAAUUCCCUAAACUACGUCGUUUUGGUGUUUUACAAUGUGCUUCGUUAGCUAACGGAUAUCCGAUAGCGGAUAAUAUUAACCCGAUUGAAGGAGAAGAAGAGGAAAGAGGAGAGAAUUACGAGUUACACGGGAGAAUUCGCGAGUUUUUCGAGUUUCUUCCGUCGAUAUUACCGGGCGGAAAUUGGUGGAGUUUCUCUGAAGAUGUGGAAAUCAAAUAUUUAGCUGAGCCUGUUACUAUUUGGAAAGCUCUUGGCCGUAUGUGGCAAUUAGUUGCUCAUGAUCGUUGGGUUAUUUUCCUCGCUUUUUCCUCUCUAAUUGUUGCUGCUGUUUCGGAGAUUUCGAUACCGCAUUUCUUGACAGCGUCGAUAUUCUCUGCUCAGAGUAGUCAAAUUGCAGUGUUUCAUGGAAAUGUUCGGCUGCUGGUCUUGCUAUGUGUUGUAGCUGGAAUUAGCAGUGGUCUAAGAGGUUGCUUUUUCGGCGUUGCAAACAUGAUCCUUGUCAAAAGGAUGAGGGAAACGCUAUAUUCUGCUCUUCUUCUUCAGGAUAUAUCAUUUUUUGACGAUGAAACAGUUGGUGAUUUGACAAGUAGGCUUGGUUCAGAUUGUCAGCAAGUUUCUCGGGUUAUUGGAAAUGAUCUUAAUUUGAUACUACGCAAUGCCGUACAGGGUACAGGUGCUUUGAUCUACUUGCUAAUUUUGUCUUGGCCACUUGGUUUAUGCACCUUGGUGAUAUGCUCAACUUUAGCAGCUGUCAUGGUGAUAUAUGGCAUGUACCAGAAGAAGGCAGCAAAGUUAGUUCAAGAAUUCACUGCUUCUGCUAAUCAAGUGGCACAAGAGACGUUGUCUUUGAUGAGAACAGUUCGUAUUUAUGGAACAGAAAAGCUAGAACUUGAAAGGUAUAAGCUAUGGCUGGACAAAUUGGCUGAUAUAAGCUUGAGGCAAAGUGCAGCCUAUGGAUUUUGGAAUUUGAGCUUCAACAUGCUUUAUCACUCAACUCAGAUUAUUGCUGUUCUAGUAGGAGGAAUGUUUAUUCUGGCUGGUCAUAUUACAGUGGAGCAACUGACAAAGUUUAUAUUAUACAGUGAAUGGCUGAUAUACUCUACAUGGUGGGUAGGCGAUAAUUUAUCAUCUCUAAUGCAAUCUGUUGGGGCAAGUGAAAAGGUCUUCCAGUUGAUGGAUCUCUUGCCAAAUGACCAAUUCCUAUCGAAAGGAUUGAAGUUGCAGAGGCUGACGGGACAUAUAGAAUUUGUGAAUAUUAGUUUUCAUUAUCCAUCACGGGAAGAGGUACCUGUACUGCAACAUGUAAACCUUUCAGUGCAUCCAGGUGAAGUAGUUGCAAUUGUGGGACUCAGUGGAAGUGGGAAGAGCACAUUGGUAAAUCUCUUGCUCCGUUUGUAUGAGCCAUCAAAUGGUCAGAUUUUAAUUGAUGGCUUCGCACUUAAAGAGUUGGACAUCAAGUGGUUGAGGGAAAGAAUUGGAUAUGUGGGACAGGAACCAAAACUUUUUCGGAUGGAUAUCAGUUCAAAUAUUAGAUAUGGUUGUCCACAAGAUAUAAACCAGAAAGAUAUUGAGUGGGCUGCUAAGCAGGCAUAUGCUCAUGAUUUCAUUUCAUCUCUGCCCAAUGGUUACGAAACAUUGGUUGAUGACGAUUUGCUCAGUGGGGGUCAAAAGCAGCGUAUCGCCAUUGCUCGGGCUAUUCUCAGGGACCCUACCAUUUUGAUACUCGAUGAGGCUACUAGUGCGCUGGAUGCAGAGAGUGAGCACAAUGUUAAGGGUGUCCUUCGGGCUGUUACAAGUGACUCGGCGACAAAGAGAACUGUCAUAGUAAUUGCACACAGGCUUUCAACAAUACAAGCUGCUGACAGAAUAGUGGUUAUGAGUAAUGGUCAAAUAGUUGAGAUGGGCAGUCACAGAGACCUUCUUGAUCAAGAUGGCCUUUAUGCACGAUUAACAAGACGACAAGCUGAUGCCGUGGUAUGAUCUUAUUGCAUUUCGUCACUUACGUUUUCGUGGCUCAGGGAAUCCAUCAACAUCUAACCUAUCCAAUCAUCAAAAUUACGAAUUGGAACGAGAUAUCUGACAUAAUAUAACUACAGAAGCAACUUUUGAUUUCUCAAUUGCCGCAAAACAUAAGCAUUUAUGUCAAAGAAACCAGAUGCUUACAACAUCUAUAAAGUGGAGAAUCACCAUGACAGCAUGGUAUAGUGAGUUCUGUAAUUUAUAUUUAUAUGUUCAUCACAAACUACAAUUGACUAUAAGAACUCGAGCAGCGAUUAUAAGAACUCGAGCAGCGAUUAUAAGAACUCGAGCAGCGAUUAUAAGAACUAAAUAACAAUUGUAACAAUUGUCAUUGUAUUAGUAAAAUUCACAAAGGAGUAACUAAAACCCUCUUAGGUGGAAUCUUUAAUUCCUAAUGCUGUAUUUUCUAAUUAAAUUCAAUUUUUUAUUUUGUUAA